Tachysurus vachellii is the source of this 1670-nucleotide messenger RNA. It is a transcript of the gene fam219ab, whose product is annotated as family with sequence similarity 219 member Ab. The transcript has 6 exons. The record is from RefSeq and is a predicted model, not a curated record. Lineage: Eukaryota; Metazoa; Chordata; Actinopteri; Siluriformes; Bagridae. The coding region runs from base 182 to 736 and encodes 184 amino acids.
UCAACCGACCGCUGGGAUGAAGGAGAGACGGGGGCAUCCUCGGGUCUGAACUCAUAUUUGAAGAUAAGAACAUCGCGAUUGAGACCUCGAUUCACUACGUGUGUUUGUGUGUGUUUAUGUGUGUGUGUUUGUUUUGUUUUGUUUGUUUGGAUUGUUGAUUAAGAAAAGCAUCUGAGCCAAAAUGAUGGAGGAGAUCGACCGAUUCCAAGUGCCGACCGAAGCUGAGAUGCAGGCCUUGGAUCCAGCAUCCUCCACUGCAUCUGAGGGAGACUCAGACACAAGAGAGAGUGAGCCAGCAACCCUCAACUACAAACCGUCACCCCUGCAGAGGAAAAUAGAAAAACAACGAGAGUUGGCCAGGAAGGGAUCACUGAAGAACGGCACAGCAGGGAGUCCGGUAAAUCAGCAGCCCAAGAAGAACAAUGUCAUGGCCAGAACACGGCUGGUGGUUCCCAACAAAGGAUACUCCUCCUUAGACCAAAGCCCAGAUGAGAAACCGUUAGUUGCUUUAGACACAGACAGUGAUGACGACUUUGACGUGUCCAGAUACUCGUCAUCGGGAUACUCCUCUGCUGAGCAAAUAAAUCAGGACCUGAAUAUCCAGCUGCUGAAGGAUGGAUACAGGUUGGAUGAGAUCCCUGAUGAUGAAGAUCUGGACCUCAUCCCUCCAAAAUCGGUGAACCCAACCUGCAUGUGCUGUCAAGCCACGUCUUCAUCUGCCUGCCAGAUCCAGUAAAAUUUCUCUCUUUCUUCUCCUCUUCCUUUCUUUCUCUUUCUCUGUCUGUUCUUCUUCUUGUACCCUUAUAAAGACAUUUAAUCCACAUUAUGGCACGAAAUGUACAGGUAAUGGUAUGAUCAAAAUGAUGUAUAUAAAAUCCUGAACAAACACACACAUAAACACACAAACACACCUGCGAUAAUAAUUAAUGUUAUGACUAUUAUUAUUGGUAGUGUCCUCCUAUGGUAGGAUGCUCUGUAUGCUAGUUAGCUAGGAGGAGAUUAUGUGUAAAACCUCCCCUGUGGAUAUUGUGUAAUGAAAAUUGAAGGUUAAAAAUUUAUUUAACUGUGCAUAAAACACUUGGUGAUACUAGCCCAAUUUAUCAAUUGUAAUACCUACUUCCAUGUUGUACUUCUCAUUUUAUGUUUGUCGUCUUUGUUUUUUUCUUUCUUUUUUUGUUAACAUUUUGAAUGGACAGAUGUAUUGUACGUGCUUAAGGAUGUUGCCAAGACACUGUUGAGUUUCAUUUUUUGUGCUAGUUGUUCAUUCGCGACACUAAACGCAGCAUUGUGUAGCAUGUAUGGAAAACAUUGCACUUUGUUUUGGAUUUUUUUGUCGAUAGUUUUUUUCACACUUAUUCUGAGAUUCACCAUAAAUGACCAUUCAACAAUUUGGAGACGAAUGUAUUAAUUAAAAAAAUAAAAAGCAUAUCCAACUGGCUACUAAAAUGCAAUAUAGCUUAUAUUAUAUAAAAAAGACACUUAGUUAGCAUCAUUUGGUCAAUCUUUAAACUUACACACCUAAUAUCAGUAUGCUGUAAAAUGCUACCUAAAGUUCGUUCAAACACUUUGGUGUGAGUGACUGUUUCUCAUUUUCCUUUUACGUGCUGUGUUCUGGCUUUUUUGACUUUACUUCCAUCACACAGGAAGUAAACUUUCAUGACUAUGGUAAU